Messenger RNA from Prorocentrum cordatum, 1488 nucleotides. Lineage: Eukaryota; Dinophyceae; Prorocentrales; Prorocentraceae. The record is from the annotation of a GenBank genome assembly.
AGGAGUCUACUGCUGCGGGGUACCCCAAUCAGGAUGUGCCCUCUGCGGUUGAGGACGUGGACGCGAACCCGCCUGAAGACGCGAACCCCCCUGAGGAUGACGAUGCUGCGAAGUCUGCUGGGGAGAAGGAGUCGGCGCCCGAGGACGGCACGGCCGAGAAACACUCCAAUGAUGAGGUACCCACGCUGAACGAGGAUGGUGUAGUCGAGAAGGAUUCCAGCGAGGAGCUGCCGGAAAUGAUCGAGGACGCCAUUGCCGAGAAGUACUCUAACACGGAGCCGCCUUCAAUGAGCGAGGAUGCCACUGGCAAGAACGACACGUAUUCCAACAACGAUGCGCCCUACGUAGACGAGGACGGCAUGGCCGUGAAGACUUCCAAGAAAGAGCUGCCAAGUGUUGAGCAGGAUGGCACAGCGACGAUGUGGUCCGAGAAGGACUUGCCGAAUGUGGAAGAAGUCCCUGCGGAGAAUGCGCUGGAGCGCCUCAUCAACAAAGGCCCAGGGGAUCGUUUCAAGGAGCUGCACGACGAGCAGCUCAAGAUCCACGAAGCCCUGCGGGAGAAGAGACUCCGCGAGGAUCCCGUGUCCAACAAGUACUCCAUGAAGGAGUUGCCCGCUGUGGGCCAGGACGGCGAGCGCUCGAGCCUGGACGAGCCGGCCGCGCAGCCGCCCGCCGCGGGCCAGGACGUGCACGCGCCGCCCGCCGGGGCCGCCGCGGCCGGCGCGCCGGCGGGCCACUCCGCCGAGGCGCUGAGCGACGCGCUGCGCCCCGCCGGCGCGGCGGCCGAGCCGUCGGCGGCGCCCUCCGGCGAGGGCCGCCCUCCAGCGGACGAGGUCGCCCGGCGGGCCGCCGCCGUGCCCCGACAGCCGCCCGGGCUGCCGAAGGCGGGCGACAUGGAGGACGACCUGGAGUGGGAUACGGUUCCCGAGAAGGAGGCGGCGCCGGAGGGCCUCGGCCCGGCGGAGGCCCCAGUGCGCCCGCACGCGGUGGGGGGCUUGGGCCCUGCGGACGUCGCUCCUCAGGACCCGCCCGCGACCCCGGGCGCGGGCGCGGAGCCUGGCGCGGAGCCCAGCGAGGACGCCGAGCAGCCGCAGGCGGGCGACGAGCCUGUUCUGCCGGUGGACCCGGGCGCGAAGGAGCUCUGGGAGGCGAAGAACGCGCACUUCUCGGAGAAGGAGGCCAAGGAGGCCUACAAGCGGAUCCGGGCGUCGCGGGCGGCCCAGGAGCAGAGCCAGGAACUCGCCCGCGUUUGGGACCCCGAGAUGAAUCUGAUGUUGAUCGGGCUCGCGAUCUGGAUCCUGGGCUGCGUCGGAGUCUCGGAGCUCCGGAGGGUGGGGCAGCUCAAGCCCGUCCCGACGCGGUGAUGGGCGCCCGCCUUUGCCCUCCGCUCGUCGGGCACUCCAGUUGGUAGCGGACCGGCAGGUUCGUGUCGUGUCGACGCGGCGGGGACCCCAGCGCUUGCGUGCAGAGUUGAGCGUCGCCGUUGGC